UAGCAUACAGCGUGAAGGGGAGGACCAAGAACCAGAGAGAUGUGGAACCCAAGUCGAGUGAGGGAGACGAAGGGAAGUGACGGGGAGGUGGCAACAGUGGUGGUGGUGGUGGUGGGCUUUCUCCUGCUACCGUCCCCUGCAUCUGCUCAAACCGAGGGGCAGGAGGGGAGGAUCAAGGUGUUAAGUCUGCAGGAAUCUUUCAUCCCCGACAUCUCCAGCUUCGCGCGGUGGCAAGGCGGCUUCCCUCGAGCCCUCACCGAAGUCACCAUCUGCUACAGGCUCAGAAUCUUCUACUACCGCCCGGAGGUUACUGUGUUCUCCUACUUUAGUCCGAAAGGCGAAAUUCGAACGGAUCACAACCGGCUGGGCGUACAGGUCUUGGUGACAGCGGCGGGUCGGAGGCUUAACACGCAGUUGGUAACCCCGCUGAUGCAAUGGUCGGCUUUUUGCGUGGCUUUGUCCGCGGCGGAACCUAUCGCGCUGUACUUCAAUGGGGAGAGAAUCGAGGGUACUUAUGCUAGCGCUGGGGACGGGACUACCACGAAGACGGCAGCUGGGAGUGUUGUCUUGAUGGAGCCUGAGGGAACUUUGGUGCUAGGCCAGGACCAGGACGCGGCGGCUGACAUCUAUGACGCAACGCAAUCCCUGUGCGGCGCCGUGACGGACCUGAACGUGUGGUCGCGGCGGAUGGGCAGUGAGGAGAUGGCCAGGGUGACGCGGUGCCUGGAGCGGGGUAAGGGGGACGUACUGAGCUGGGACGAGGCGGAGUUUGAGAUGGGGCAAGACUCCUCCGUGUCGGAGUUGAAGCUGCAGGAGACGUGCAUGGUGGUGCCGCUGCCCUUCUUCAUGUUCCCCAACCACAUGCAGUUCACCACGGCCGCGGGGCUCUGCAAGGCCUUCGGGGGGAGCAUCGUCGUCCCCAGGAACUUGGAGGAGCAGGAGGUGGUGUACGGUCUAGCCGACGAAGCCACGGAGCAGUGUUCCGUGGAGGGCGAACCACUAACUUGGCUGGGCAUCACCAAGAACGAGAACAAUGUUUGGGUCCACCACGGCACGGGCGAGAAUGUGACGUACUUCAACUGGGCGCCGGGUCAGCCAAACAACGUCGCCCACGAGACUUGUACCGUGAUGAAAGGAAGGAUACUGAAGGGUGGCUGGGCUGACCAGUCGUGCCGGAAGAGCUACAAAGUGUGCGUCUUGUGUACCCUCAAGCUGCCAGUCUUCCUAAGGUUCCGCGGCAUCUGUGACUCCACCCUCUACGACGACCGCUUCGUGAUGGCCGGCACGCGGAACGGCAAGCCUUACUUCAGGGGCUACUACCGCUCGCACAUCUACUACACCGAGGAGCGGAUGUGGCGCCUGCAGAACAUAAUGAUGAGUGAAAAGUUCGCGGAGAUGAACAACGACGGCUCGCUGGACUUCCCCGUCGGGCGCCACAGCUGGGAGUUCUCGCACGGGUUCUGCGGCCGCGAAAAGCACCAGCAGCACUCCCUCACGCUCUCCCAGUGCGCCAAGAACGACGAGUUUACUUGUGACGACGGGACCUGCAUCGUCAUCAACAAGGUAUGUGACAGGCGAGUGCAAUGUCCAGACGGCUCAGACGAACUUGACUGCUCCACGGUGAACCUUCCCAAGGGUUACCAGUCCACGCUGCCGCCCCCCAGCCUCACGCUCAACGCCCCCCUGCCCGUCUUCCUUAACAUCACGCUCAGGUCCUUCCUCGAGAUCAACGCCAUCGAGGGCAGGUUCAAGGCCGAGAUGGUGGUUCUGAUGCUGUGGAGGGACCAGAGACUUAGGUUCCAACACCUUCGAAGCGACAGGCAACUCAAUAUUAUCCUGCCGUCUGAGGCACAAAACAUCUGGGUUCCAACAAUCGACUUUCUGAACGCGGAGAACAACUUGCAGACGGUGGUGGACGCGGCCAGCAAGAUCACCAUCAAGAGGAUCGGAAACCCGCGGGAGGACGAUAUACAGACCUCCAAAGAGGCGCGCAUCUACGAGGGUCGGGAAAACUACAUCCGCAACUCUCGGAAGUACACGAUCGUCUUCCUGUGCAGCUUCAACUUCUUCUACUACCCCUUCAACACCGACUACUGCUCCAUGGUCUUCAGGGUCAACAAGAAUACAGAAACCUACGUCACGCUGGAGAAAUACGGGGCCGGGACGAUAUACACGGGUCGCGAUAACCUCCGCGAGUACAAGAUUGGCGGGAUGGAGACGCGGCGAUACCAAACCAGCGAACCCUACAGCGGCCUCGAGACUUCGGUUCAGAUGCGACACCUCUACACGACGCAGGUGGUCACAGUUUUCAUCCCAACGACCCUCAUCAACAUCAUCUCCUUCGCCACCUUCUCCUUCAAAUGGUUCGACUUUCAGAACAGGAUCAUGGUCUCCCUCACCGCCUUGCUCGUCCUCUCCACUCUCUUCUCCCAAGUGAGCGACAGUCUGCCCAAAACCUCAUAUUUCAAGCUCAUCGAUGUCUGGUUCUUCAGCUCCAUCCUCUUCGCCUUCCUAACCAUUAUGACGCAUACGUUAGUCGAGUAUCACCAUCACUACGGCCACGGUGAGGAGUCCAAGUCGUCUUUCUCGAACUUCUCACCGGUUCAAGUCGUGCCAGUGGAGUUUAGCAGCGGAGACGUGAAGAAACGGGGCAAAGAGAAGCUGAACUAUCGCUGGGGUAGACCGAUGCCCGAGCUGGUCAAUAAGGUCGGGUAUAGGUUGAUUCUUACCGCCUAUGUGAUCUUCUUCAUCGUGUUCUGGGCCGUGGCGUUUUCCCAGAAGGUGAAGGAGGACGCCAAGAACUUCGUCAGAGGGUUUGAGGAUGUGAAGGGCUACCCGGAGUGAAAUAAAAAUGAAUGCGCUAGUUUAAGAUAAUGUUAAGAUGAGCGCGUCUCCCCAACCACCUUCGUAGUUCGUAAAAUAAGACUGUAAUGUUAAAUUCCUUGUGAGUGUUGAGACAAGCGUCGUGUUUGUAGCCACGUACAUAUACUAAGCUCACCCGUAUUGUAUGAUGAACUUAUUUUCCUUGUAUACUGAAUUCCUACCCCUGUGCGUGUCUUAUUUUUACUUCCUUAAUUUCGUGGGGCGGAUAGUGGAGACCCACUGUCCAGUGGUGAGCCUUGUUUCUAGUCAACAGCUCGCUGUCACCAGUGUACAAAACUGUAACCUUGCGAGAACGGAAGAGAAUCGCUGUAAUCUUUUUGGAGGAUAUCAUGUGGAAUUCGAUCCUCCAUAACCACCGUCGUUUGAGCUGCACAGCAUAUGACUGAU
Messenger RNA from Eriocheir sinensis (Chinese mitten crab), 3270 nucleotides. RefSeq lists its product as uncharacterized. NCBI's taxonomy places the organism in Eukaryota, Metazoa, Arthropoda, Malacostraca, Decapoda, Varunidae. Gene Ontology annotation, cellular component: membrane. Gene Ontology annotation, biological process: monoatomic ion transmembrane transport. The record is from RefSeq and is a predicted model, not a curated record. Gene Ontology annotation, molecular function: extracellular ligand-gated monoatomic ion channel activity; protein binding; transmembrane signaling receptor activity. The transcript has 17 exons. The coding region runs from base 40 to 2844 and encodes 934 amino acids.